AUGAACCAAUCUAGUUCAAGCGUUUUUACUAUUGAGGAUAUUCAGAAUGCCAUACCUUCAGCUUGGAAAUAUAAAAUCCUUAAUAAGGUUGAAUUUGGUUCACCACCGAAAUUGGAAGUUUGUAUUAAAGUAGCUUUAUUCUCACCAGAAGAGAUCCAGUCAUGGGUGGAAGCUUUGGAAGAAAAAGUUCAGUGCUGUUACUCUAUUCAAACCACUAGAAAAUGUGCUGGGCAAAAAGUACUAUUUAGAAGACGUUUUCAAUGUCAACACAAAACUCGGGACAAAAAUUUAUACCAUAAUUCCAAAACUGGUUCAAGAAAUACGAACUGUCCAUCGCGCCUAUCUGUUUGCUUGAUGAGGAUACAGAAAAAGUUUCGAGGGAAAGAUCCACCUGAUCCAUCAAUGCCGUGUAUAAUUGACUAUGUGAUUUCACACAAUCAUACACCAGAACUUGCAGUGCGAUUUAGAAGAGUACAUAAAAAUGUACAGGAAAAAAUUAAACAGUUGUUCGCAAUUGGCUACAAUGCGUCAACAGCUUAUGAAUACAUUAAAUUUGAGCUUCAACUUAAUAAUCCUGAAACGUACGAGGAUCUGAUAGUUAACCGUAGUAUUUGUCCAGAUAGAAACUUCUGUCACAGAUGGUAUAACGCUUUCAUAAAGGAACACGGAGCAAUAGAUUUUAAGGACAAGUCAUUUCUUAUUAAGAAAUUGGAAGAAUAUAAUAGGAAAAUGGGUGAAAUGUGUGCUAAAAUUGAGUCCACAGGAGAAGAUUUUAUUAUUGUAUUAUGUCCGCCGCUAUUUAAAAGGAUCCAUGCCCACAUAAAAGCAUCUUCUGAAGUAGUUUUCAUGGCAGCUAUUAAUCCCGCAGAUCAAGAUGGUAGCAAAGCGUUUUUUAUGUUAACUCACAGCGAAUGUGGCACUUUACCACUCGGUAUCAUUUUUACCAGUGUAGAAGACCCUCAACUAGUCAUUACAGGUUUGCAGAUGUUAAAAAGUUUAGUCGGAGUUGCGAUGUUUUAUGGUAAAGAAGAAGGUCCUGGACUAUUUGUUGUGGACGACUGUGAAGCAGAACAAAUUGCUUUAACUACCAUGUGGCCGGAUUCGAAUGUUUUGUUUUGUGGUUUUCAUAUCUUGCAUUCGCUUUGGAGGUACUUAUUAUGUUCUAGGAACGGUAUAGCUAGGAACGAAAGCUUAACGUUUUUUAAGAAAUUUAGGCAGAUUAUGACUGCCCCUACGCAAGAAGAAUGUGAUUCAAUGUAUAAUUCAGCACUGAGUUUAGCGUUAAAUUAUACAGAUUAUUUAAAGAUUUUGCAGGCUUAUUGGGAAAAGAGAGAUAUGUGGACUGUUGGAUACAGAGAUCGUUACCUACAUAAAAAAUAUCAAGAUGUCCUUGCACUAGAUGAUUCCGAAGCAAAUUCAUGUUUAUUAAAUGAAACGUUAUCUCAGGAAUCUUUGCUUCAUACUGAAUAUAAAGAUUUAAUUUCAGUAGAUAAUUCUGAAACAAGUCUUUGCUUAUUAAAAGGGUCAGUUUUUCGUAGAAUGCGUUCGUUUAACGUUAUACAGUUAGUCGAUUUCUUGUUAACGAAAUUUACUGAUUAUUAUACCGAAAGAUUACUUGAUGCGGCAAAUAAUCGGUUGAUACGGAAUAUGUCAAAAAAUAUUCCAAUUUUGAUUGACUUAAAAGAUAUAGAAAAAAAUAAUGGUUAUUUGUAUUUCGUGCCCAGCUUGAAGGCUCUUUCCACAAAUUAUGCCGUUAAUAAGGAAAUUUUGGCUUGUACUUGUUUAAAAAAUACCACUGGCUAUAUUUGCUUUCAUAUUGGCUGGCUUCUGACCAUGUCUAUCCCAAUUCAAGAAAAGAUCGAAGACGCUGGACUUAAAGAGUUAUUUUAUAAAAUCGCCAUAGGAAAAUCACAAGAAGAACAUAUUUUAAUGGAAGAUUUAAAAUUAAAUUCACAAGAAAUGGAAGAAAAAGGAAGAAUGAAUGAAUUCGACGAGGAAGCUUUAAUGCCAGAAUCAGAAGUAAUAGAGCAAAUGAUAAUAGUCGAUGGCAAAGAAGUAAUAAAGCUAGAAAUUGUACCAGAUGAACAAGAGGAAAUGGAAGAUUCAGGUGUCGAAAUGAGAGACGCAAGUGCCUUAAUAACUAGCGAAUCAGAAGCAGUAACAGAGGGCAAAAAGAUAAUUGGUGAACUAUCCAAUUCUUUAACUUCUGUUCUAGAGCAAAAUCCUUUCAAAGUAGUACCCGCGUUACAAAAAUUACUUAUUCAAACUAAUAAUUUGAGUUCGAUACAACAAUUUGUCAUGGCCUGCGAAGCAUAUGCCGAAGUCGAAUGAUAAGAAAAACGAUUUCAUUUAUAAAGUGAUGUCAAAAAUGCAAAAAAGCAGUUUAUCUAGAAGAGCGUAUUCCACGUUAACUGGUGCGCAUGAGGAGGAAAUUCUGAAAACUCUAUAUGAAUACUUUCUU
Messenger RNA from Diabrotica balteata, 2461 nucleotides. The record is from the annotation of a GenBank genome assembly. NCBI's taxonomy places the organism in Eukaryota, Metazoa, Arthropoda, Insecta, Coleoptera, Chrysomelidae.